AGGGGGCGCGGUCUGGGCGGGGCUGAGCGCUGGUUCUUAAAUAGGCAAGGCUAGGCCACGUGUUUUGCGAGUGGCCCGCAAACAUCAGUGGGACCUGCGUGGCUCUCUGUCUGUUCUGUGCAGCGAUGUCGGGGGCAUCCUCCAGGAGCCUAGGGAAAGGAAGCGCGCCCCCGGGCCCAGUCCCCGAGGGCAAGGUCCGCGUCUACAGCAUGAGGUUCUGCCCCUUCGCUGAGAGGGUGCUGAUGGUCCUGCAGGCCAAGGGAAUCGGGCAUGAAAUCAUCAAUAUCAACCUGAAAAAUAAGCCCGAAUGGUUCUUAAAGAAGAAUCCCUCUGGGAUGGUGCCUGUUCUGGAGACCAGUCAGGGUCACAUCAUCUCUGACUCGGCCAUCAUUUGUGAGUACCUGGAUGAGGCAUACCCGCAGAAGAAGUUGUUUCCAGUUGACCCUUACAAGAAAACUCGUCAGAAGAUGACCCUUCAGCUCUUCUCUAAGGUGCCGCCUCUGGUUAGAAGCGUUAUCACCGUGAAGAGGAAGGAAGACUAUCCCAGCAUAAGAGAAGAACUGAAGAAAGAGCUGAUGAAGCUAGAAGAGGAACUGUCUGAAACGACAAACUUCUUAGGUGAGCGCUUUCCCUCGAUGAUUGAUUAUCUUAUGUGGCCUUGGUUUCAACGACUGGAAGCACUGGAUCUCAGCGAAUGUAUAGUCCCAACUCCGAAACUCAAGGUCUGGAUGGCUGCCAUGCAGAAAGACCCCAUCGUAGUAUCCCACUUGAUAGAUGCCGAGACCUUUCGCACUUUCUUAAGUCUCUACCUACAGGACAGCCUUGAGGCCUGUGACUAUGGGCUCUGAAGGGCCAGGGUUCUCCAUGAAUGAAUAACACACUUCCAUUUUACUCAUUCUUCUCACUAGCUCGGGCCUUAUGACCUCCAGGCCCGUCUAUUGCAUUUUAUUUCAGAAUAAUCAAUUCUAAUGCUACUGACAGUCUUCA
Messenger RNA from Acomys russatus (golden spiny mouse), 987 nucleotides. It is a transcript of the gene Gsto1, whose product is annotated as glutathione S-transferase omega 1. Gene Ontology annotation, cellular component: cytoplasm. Gene Ontology annotation, molecular function: glutathione transferase activity; glutathione dehydrogenase (ascorbate) activity. The transcript is spliced from 6 exons. Gene Ontology annotation, biological process: L-ascorbic acid metabolic process; glutathione metabolic process. The coding region runs from base 126 to 848 and encodes 240 amino acids. The record is from RefSeq and is a predicted model, not a curated record. Lineage: Eukaryota; Metazoa; Chordata; Mammalia; Rodentia; Muridae.